UUUUCUUAAUUUAGAAAAAAAUGUCGAGGAAGAGAAAGUACAGCGAAGAUGACGACGAAGACGACACCUUUUACUACCGAUACUCCUCCGCACCAUCACCGGCGCCGUCGUCGUCUUCCGUCACAUCCAAAAACGUUUCCAUUUCAAAAUCCUCUCACGGCGGCGGCGGCGGAAUCAGCGGCAGCGGUGGACUAGCUCCAUCAAAAUCAACAGUUUACGUGAGUAAUCUCGAUUAUACCUUGACAAAUUCCGAUCUCCAUACAAUCUUCUCCAAUUUCGGCAAGGUUGCAAAGGUAACUGUAGUUAAAGAUCGAGUCACUCGAAAGAGCCGUGGGGUAGCAUUCGUCCUUUUCAUUUCUAGAGAAGAUGCAAUUAAAGCUGUGAAAGGAAUUGAUAAAAAAUUACUGAAUGGACGAACCCUAACUGCGUCAAUUGCUUCUGAUAAUGGCCGUGCAGCUGAAUUUAUUAGGAAGAAGGUUUAUAAGGAUAAAAGUAGGUGUUAUGAAUGUGGGGAAGAAGGGCAUUUAUCGUAUGAGUGUCCGAAGAAUCUGUUUGGGCCAAGGGAAAGGCCUGAGCCACCGAAGAAAGGGCGGAGGGGUGGUGGUGGUGGUGGAGGAAAGAGGGGUGAUGAGGGUAAGGGUGGAGAGUGGGAGGAUGACGAGGAGGAGGACGAGGCGGAUGAUGAAGGAGGAGCUCGUUUUGCUGACGAUAAUUGGGCUUCUGUAGUGGAUAGAGGAGCAGAGGAGAGGUUAUUGAAAGGAGAUAACGACGAAUUCAAGAAGGAAGCAAGGAAGGAGAAGAGAAAAGGUUAUUUUAGUGAUGAGAGUGAUGAGGAGGAUUGACAGUUCUUUUGAUGAAAAAUUCGAGCUUUUAAGCUUGUUUUCGAAGUUGAGGAAUGGUUUUCGAUGGUGUUAAGUGAAGCAGCGUGCUUAGUGUUGAUGUCUUAUCCUCAACACUCCAUCCAGAUUGUGCCCCUCUCCUUUUGGAGCUUUAGAGCGAGCACCAGGAUGAUACGUUGAGAAUAGAGGGAGAUAGAAGACUAAUACAGAAGGAUAGUGAACAAUUAACAUCCCUGAACUUUUAUCACAUAAUGUAGGCGCCAAACAUGUGUUUGGGUUCACAACAUAUGCAUAUACUUGUAUAGAAUUAUGAAUCAUGCUUGUUGAUUGGAAAUUGCAUUGUGUUGUUGGAACAA
This is a messenger RNA of Solanum pennellii, 1195 nucleotides long. RefSeq names its product U11/U12 small nuclear ribonucleoprotein 31 kDa protein. Gene Ontology annotation, biological process: mRNA splicing, via spliceosome. NCBI's taxonomy places the organism in Eukaryota, Viridiplantae, Streptophyta, Magnoliopsida, Solanales, Solanaceae. Gene Ontology annotation, cellular component: U12-type spliceosomal complex. The transcript has 2 exons. The record is from RefSeq and is a predicted model, not a curated record. The coding region runs from base 21 to 842 and encodes 273 amino acids. Gene Ontology annotation, molecular function: RNA binding; zinc ion binding.